AUGGGGGGAAGUGGGGGAUUGGACGGGGGGGCGUGGGGGAUUGGACGGGGGGGAGUGGGGCAUUGGAUGGGGGGAAGUGGGGGAUUGGAUCAGGGGAAGUGGGGGAUUGGAUGGGGGGAAGUGGGGGAUUGGAUCGGGGGAAGUGGGGGAUUGGAUCGGGGGAAGUGGGGGAUUGGAUCGGGGGAAGUGGGGGAUUGGAUCGGGGGUAGUGGGGGAUUGGACGGGCAGGUGUGGUGGAAAGGAAAGGGUAGUGCGGGGAAGGACGAGGUGGAGGGGGGGAAAGGGAGGGUAGGACUGGGGGACAGGGAGGGUGUUUGGGGUGAGGAAAGGGGGAAAGAGAAUGACCAGGGUGGUGAAGGGGGUGAGGAAAGGGGGAAAGAGAAUGACCAGGGUGGUGAAGGGAGUGAGGAAAGGGGGAAAGAGAAUGACCAGGGUGGUGAAGGGGGUGAGGAAAGGGGGAAAGAGAAUGACCAGGGUGGUGAAGGGGGUGAGGAAAGGGGGAAAGAGAAUGACCAGGGUGGUGAAGGGGGUGAGGAAUGGGGGAAAGAGAAUGACCAGGGUGGUGAAGGGGGUGAGGAAAGGGGGAAAGAGAAUGACCAGGGUGGUGAAGGGGGUGAGGAAAGGGGGAAAGAGAAUGACCAGGGUGGUGAAGGGGGUGAGGAAAGGGGGAAAGAGAAUGACCAGGGUGGUGAAGGGGGUGAGGAAUGGGGGAAAGAGAGUGCGCAAGGUGUAGAAAGGGGUGAGCAGGGUGUAGAAAGGGGAGAAGAGAAUGACCAGGGUGGUGAAGGGGGUGAGGAAAGGGGGAAAGAGAAUGACCAGGGGGAAGUGGAGGCGACGGGAGGGGGAAGUGGAGGCGACGUGAGGGGGAAGUGGAGGCGACGGGAGGGGGAAGUGAUGGCGACAGUAGGGGGAAGUGGAGGCGACGUGAGGGGGAAGUGA
Closterium sp. NIES-65 is the source of this 939-nucleotide messenger RNA. Lineage: Eukaryota; Viridiplantae; Streptophyta; Zygnematophyceae; Desmidiales; Closteriaceae. The record is from the annotation of a GenBank genome assembly.